Messenger RNA from Menidia menidia (Atlantic silverside), 744 nucleotides. The record is from the annotation of a GenBank genome assembly. Lineage: Eukaryota; Metazoa; Chordata; Actinopteri; Atheriniformes; Atherinopsidae.
AUGAGCUCGGAGAACAACGGAGGAGAUGAGGAAGAUGGCUUGUUUCUUGAACGUGUUCUGGACAAGCUUUACGACUUUGGAUCGGCACCCAAAAAGAAGCAGAAGAAGAAAAAACGCAAAAGAUGUGAGGAAGUGGAGGAGGAGGAAGAAGAGGAGCUCCCAGUAGUGAAGGACAGCCUGGAACCCCAAAGCCAGCAGGCACCAUUAUCAACCCAGCAAACGGGUAGCGAUCGACAUCCUGGUCCAGCCGAGCAUCUGGUGAACCGGGUGGAAAUAGUCACGUUUCAGGACCCCAGAAAGAAACCAAAGAGAACCAAACAGACUCCGGGCCCCGUCACCGUGCCUGCCCCGCAGAUAACCGACCAGAAGCAGGACCACCAGAAAACGGAGCUCAGUUUGGAAAAGGCCCGUCUGGAGGUGCAUCGCUUUGGGAUCACGGGCUAUAAGAAGGAGGAGCAGCGCGUCUUUGAGCAGGACAGAGCCGUGAUGCUGGGCGCCAGACCACCGAAGAAGGAAUACGUCAACUACAAGCAGCUCCAGCAGCGAAUCAGAGAAAAGAAGCAGAAAGCGAAGGAGGACGUUCAGCCAGACAAAAAGAAGAAGAAGAAGAAGCAAAGUAAUCAAAGAGACAAGAAGUCAGCCUCCGGGUCUGCGGUGGCGCCCUCGGGCCAGGUUGGGCGUUUCAAGAACGGCUUGCUGGUCCUCAGCCCCAAGGAGAUCCAGAAAAUCAAAGCCCGCAGGUGA